Messenger RNA from Morone saxatilis (striped sea-bass), 2168 nucleotides. RefSeq names its product keratin, type II cytoskeletal 8-like. Gene Ontology annotation, biological process: keratinization; intermediate filament organization. Gene Ontology annotation, cellular component: keratin filament. NCBI's taxonomy places the organism in Eukaryota, Metazoa, Chordata, Actinopteri, Moronidae. Gene Ontology annotation, molecular function: structural constituent of skin epidermis. The record is from RefSeq and is a predicted model, not a curated record.
GCUUCUUCUCAUUUCUAUCCACUCUGGUCUCUCCCCUCUGCUGGCCUGCCUGCCUGCCUGCCUUGCCAACCAAGCCAUUCGGUCUGACCUUCCCAGACUUAUUUCAUCCGAAAGAAGAAAAAAACUACUUCAAAUUUCAGAAUGUCGGCUUAUAAUAAGUCCACCAGUUACACUGUGAGGAGUUCUUCUGGCCCACGGAGCUUCAGCAGUAAUUCCUACGCUGGACCAAGUGUCUCUUCCCGGAGGAGCUACAGUGUCAAAAGUUCCUUCGGAGGAGGCAAUAGGGGCUUUGGAGGAGGUGCUGGCAUCACCAGCAGCUCUGCCUAUGGCCUGGGCUCAAGCAUGAGUGGUGCAGGCAUGGGCAUGGGUGGAGGCUACGGCGGUGGCAUGGGUGGAGGCUACGGCGGUGGCAUGGUUGCUCAGGCCCCCAUCACCGCCGUGACUGUGAACAGGAGCCUGCUGGCCCCCCUGAACCUCGAGAUUGACCCCGCCAUUCAAGUGGUCCGCACCCAGGAGAAGGAACAGAUCAAGACUCUCAACAACCGAUUUGCUUCCUUCAUUGACAAGGUCCGCUUCCUGGAGCAGCAGAACAAAAUGCUGGAGACCAAGUGGAACCUGCUGCAGGGACAGACCACCACCCGCUCCAACAUCGACGCCAUGUUUGAGGCCUACAUCUCCAACCUGCGCAGACAGCUUGACAGCCUGGGCAACGACAAGAUGAAGCUGGAGGCUGACCUGCACAACAUGCAAGGCCUGGUCGAGGACUUCAAGAAUAAGUAUGAAGAUGAGAUCAACAAGCGCACAGAGUGUGAGAAUGACUUCGUCCUCAUCAAGAAGGAUGUCGAUGAGGCCUACAUGAACAAGGUUGAGCUGGAGGCCAAGCUGGAGAGUUUGACAGAUGAGAUCAACUUCCUGAGGUCGAUCUAUGAGGAGGAACUGCGUGAGCUCCAGAGCCAGAUCAAGGACACCUCAGUCAUUGUGGAGAUGGACAACAGCCGCAACCUGGACAUGGACUCCAUUGUGGCUGAAGUCAAGGCUCAGUAUGAGGACAUCGCCAACCGCAGCCGCGCAGAGGCAGAGACAUGGUACAAGACCAAGUAUGAAGAGAUACAGACAUCCGCCAGCAGAUAUGGAGAUGACCUGAGGGCUACCAAGACAGAGAUUGCAGACCUGAACCGCAUGAUCCAGAGACUGACAUCAGAGAUUGACGCCGUCAAGGGACAGCGUGGCAACCUGGAGGCAGGAAACUGCUGGAGGGAGAGGAGGACAGGCUGGCAAAUGGCAUCAAGGCUAUCAACAUCUCCCAACAGAGCACAAGCUACGGAGGCUUUCCCAUGGACAGCAUGAAGAGCAGCUACUCAAGUGGCUACUCCAGCGGUUUCAGCAGCGGAUAUGGUGGCGGCAGUGCAUAUGGCAGCGGCAGCGGAUAUGGCGGCGGAUUCGGCAGCAGCUCGGGCGGCUUCAGCAGCGGCAGCGGCUACAGCACCACCACCCAGAGCAAGAAAAACGUCGUUAUCAAGAUGAUUGAGACCAAGGAUGGCAGAGUGGUGUCUGAGUCCUCCGAGGUCAUUGAGGAUUGAGCUGUCUAGUUAAGAGGUGUAGCUACCUGUCUGCUAUCUCCUCUCUGGUAGUUUUAUACUCACAGUUCACCCCCAGCACCCCUCAACUAUUGUAAUAAACAAGUCUGAAGUAAAAUGCUUGCCAGCCACUCUCCAGUUGAGCCUAAUUGUUUUUCAUGAAGCAAUAAAUGAUCCUAACACUACCAAAGAUCUGAAAGGGACCAAAGAAUUUAUUUUGUAUGUCUGAUGUCUGACUGUCUGUACUAAAAGAGUAGUUUUGUCUCAGAAAGAGAGCUAAAAACUGGGCGAAUUCAUACACUCCCUUGAAAUAAACAACAGAUAUUCUAUACACGGAAGGCUGUUUCCUUCAAAACGGUGUUGCAUCAAAUGGACUGUGGUGUGAAGGAAUGUGAAUGUAAUGAAACAGUGCUUCAGCACUGAUGGUCAACUAAUGUCAUAAAAUUGCCUGCUACAGUAGGUAGUGCAUGUCUUCCCUGUGCGUGUCCUGUAACUGAAACUGUUCGACCCCUUAGGAGGCUGCCCACGUCAAACUGUUGUCCUGAGGUGCUGUUUUUGCUACCAAUAAAAAUGUGUUUACUGAAAAGAAAA